Messenger RNA from Carica papaya (papaya), 800 nucleotides. The record is from RefSeq and is a predicted model, not a curated record. NCBI's taxonomy places the organism in Eukaryota, Viridiplantae, Streptophyta, Magnoliopsida, Brassicales, Caricaceae.
ACACUCUUUUUUGCUUUGUUAAUAAGCGUUUGCAUAUGUGGAUUCCUGUUUUUCAGUUUUGGGAAUGUAUAUACAAAGUAGUUACUAUCGUCAGUUUGUGAAUGUGCAUAAAGUUGGUGAGACUGUCAAGACUGCAGGUACUGACAGUGAUGUUGUAGAAGCAGGAAUCGACUGUUAGGGAUGUGGACUGUACCUGCCUUUUGAUCUUCACAUCAAUAAAGCCCAUGCCAUUUGCAGAAGCCUGACCAAACACCAGUAAAUCUGUGUCCAGAUAUACUUGGUGUUAUUCAGUUCGAGGCUACAUUAUAUUCAGCAUGAAAAGGGCAAUGUGGAGUGAGCACGUCGCUAUUAUAUCAUCAGAUGAGUCUUCUUCCUCAGAUUCUGAUGCAGAGGUCAGUAAUGAUUUUGCUGGACAGCAGUCAAAUAUUAGCACCCCCAUGUCUCAACCUGUCAAAGUUAUGACACCUGAAGAUGCACUGAUCAAAAGAGCAGAAAUGUACCAAGAGUACAUGAAGCAAAUCCCAAUCCCUACAAAGCGCAGCUCAAUCAUUCCAUUUACCACAUGGGUGGGAUUGGGUACUUCUAUUAAACAGUUAUAUGGCCAACCAUUGCAUUGCCUGACAAACAUACUCCUCAAACAGUGGGACCAAUCAAGGUUUGGAACUGAGGAUGAACAUGAGCAGUUGGACACCAUUGUUCAUCCCUGUAAAGCUGAAGCCACCAUCUGGCUCAUUGAAGAGGUCCAUCGUCGUGUCACAUCACAUCACCAAGUAGCUAGAGUCUGGCAAUCAGAUCCAAUG